Messenger RNA from Trichophyton verrucosum HKI 0517, 7155 nucleotides. RefSeq lists its product as uncharacterized. The record is from RefSeq and is a predicted model, not a curated record. NCBI's taxonomy places the organism in Eukaryota, Fungi, Ascomycota, Eurotiomycetes, Onygenales, Arthrodermataceae. The annotation marks the transcript as partial. Gene Ontology annotation, biological process: ribosomal large subunit assembly; rRNA processing. Gene Ontology annotation, cellular component: preribosome, large subunit precursor. Gene Ontology annotation, molecular function: ATP hydrolysis activity; ATP binding. The transcript has a single exon.
AUGGAGACUUUACCAGCCGUGCCGGAGUUCUCGAUAGAGCCCGGUCUUUUACAUCAACUACCAGAGGAGCUAGCACAAUCGAUUCUCAAAGCUCCAGCCAAUACCCAGCAGGAUCAACUGGUUCUGGCAGCUCUAGACCCGAGCUAUACGGCUACACUAUUCCCAUUACUAGAGCCAGUGUUUGUGGAUAUUGCUGCUCGGUGGCUCUUACUGGACUUGAAUGUUCAUUUUGAACAUGUAAUAUCGGCAUUUUCACUGAUUUUGCCCCAUUCUCCAUAUCUACGACCGCUUGCUGAAAGGGUUCUUCAAGCUCAGAAUGUGGGCUUGCCAUUGUUCUCUGAGCAAUGUCCCUCAGACGUUUCCCAUAUCAAUGACGGAUCUCUUCUCUCAUUACUCCUCUCAGCUUUUCGACUGUUAAGUUUCGACGCGGACACAUUUUCGCCAUAUGUGUUUCCUAACCAGCUUCAAGCUCUGUUCUCACAUUCAAAUAAGAUAAUACGGUGUAUGGCAGUCCGUUGUUUUUGUCUGCACAUAAAGGCUGCAGAUGCUGUUUUGGAGAACAUGCUCCACCGUUAUUGCGGUGACGGUCCCCUUGACAAUACCUUGGAAGGUCAGCUUAUUGAUUUCAGGUUGAUCAGCUUCUGGGAGGAACAGAGAUAUAAAGAACUUGAAACAGCGCUAGAAACAGCUCGUCAAAAUCGCAAUGGAAGCUUCUUUGAUCUAUGGAUCAAGAAUUUUAGGUCAUUAGAUUAUACGGCAGAAAUCGGUGGCAUUCUUGUUCCUUCCCUGAGGCAGAAGACUAGUUCCCAGGCCUUUAAGCUUGUUCAGACACCUGCUGUUAGAGCCAAUCUUCGCAAGGUGGGAGAAGCACUUCUAUCUCAAGACCCUUUAUUACUUGUUGGACAACCAGGAGCUGGGAAGACGUCUCUGGUCAUGGAAGCUGCAAGCGAAAUGGGAAACUUGUCCUCAAUGAUAACCCUUCAUUUAAACGAGCAAACGGAUUCAAAGAGCUUAUUAGGCGUCUACUCCACUUCGGGACAAAGUGGCAGCUUCAAAUGGCAGCCGGGAGUAUUAACCCAAGCUGCGAGGGAAGGAAGGUGGAUUUUAAUCGAAGACUUGGAUCGCGCACCUGCUGAAGUGAUUUCGGUCAUUUUACCCUUGAUUGAGAACAGGGAACUUGUAAUUCCGAGUCGCCGAGAACAUAUUCGUUGUGCUGAAGGAUUCCGCAUUAUUGCAACCAUGAGAUCAUUCUUAAAUAACAGAGGGGAUGAUGUGGCUCCAGGUAUGACGAUGCUAGGCGGCCGUUUGUGGAAUACAAUUCGCAUUUCACCUUUACCCGUGGAAGAGGUCUCUCAAAUAAUCAAGAAUGAAUUCCCAUUACUAAACAUUACCCGAUACGCCGAUACUUUCUUAACGCUAUACUUUCGAGUUAUAUCCACGUUCCUUGGAUCUGGGGCAUCCAGACGGGUGCAAGGGAGGCCGAUUGGCCUUCGUGACUUAAUGAAAUUUUGCAACAGGGUCGAGACUCGUUUACGAAAGCUAGGGAUCAAGAGCGGGAACGAAUCAGUGCCAGCUCGGAUUGAUGAUGAAAUAUUCAUGGACGCUGUUGACUGUUUUGCGGCUCAUAUCCCAAACAAUGAACUGCAUUUGGCGCUUGCAAGCAGUAUUGCUGAAGAAAUGCAUAUUUCCCCACAAAAAUGGAAAUUUUGCCUAUCAGAACGUGUACCGAAUUAUUCCGAUGAACUUUCAGAAUUAUUGAUUGGAAGGGAGGUUUGCUCAAAGAUUCAAUCACGGAGUAUGGCAGGGGCAAGGACUAAUCAAGCUAAGUCAUUUGCGGCAACGAAGAGUUCUUUACGACUAAUGGAACAGGCUGCUGCUGCCCUUCAAGUUUCGGAACCUAUCCUACUUGUUGGAGAGACUGGUAUUGGUAAAACUGCAGUUGUCCAGCAACUGGCAUCGCUUUUAAACCAAAAGUUGACAGUUGUCAAUUUAUCCCAACAAAGCGAGGCUUCUGACCUUCUGGGUGGGUACAAGCCUGUCAAUCUUCGAUCAAUAGCAGUACCUCUCGUGGACGAGUUCAACGCCUUGUUUGAGUCUACAUUCUCUGUCAAGAAAAAUCAGAAGUUCCUAUCUUCUGUUGCAAAGAGUGUUACUUCUGGGAAUUGGCCACGACUCGUCAAUGUCCUAAAUGAGGCUGUCAAAAUGGUUUCUGACUUAUUUGGUACCUCCAAAAAGACCCAAACCGAUAUCAAAGAGGCGGCAGAACAACCAGCGAAAAAGAGAAAGCUUGAUAGCCCCAAAUAUAGCUCAUUGUUAGCAAAAUGGUCUUCAUUCACCUCCGAUUUCAGAGAGUUUGAAGCCAGGGUUUUGCAAGGAGAUGCCAAAUUCUCAUUCGCCUUUGUCCAGGGAAAGAUUGUGAAAGCCCUGAGGAAUGGGGAAUGGGUGCUUCUGGAUGAGAUCAAUCUUGCAUCGCCUGAUACCUUGGAGAGUAUUGCCAGUUUAUUGCACCAUGGGCGCGACGGUAAUCCUUCAGUGCUCCUCUCCGAGGCUGGAGAGAUGGAACGAGUUAUUGGUCAUCCAAAUUUCCGGAUCUUUGGAGCAAUGAACCCUGCCACGGAUGCAGGGAAGCGUGACCUUGCCCCUGGGUUAAGAUCAAGAUUUACAGAGCUCUACGUCAGAUCUCCAGACAGCGACAUAGAUGACCUACUGAGUCUGAUACGUACCUACCUUGGCCCCCUACUGAAUCACGAUUCUCGUGUCGCCUCGGAUCUUGCGAAUAUCUAUCUCGAAACGAAACGUUUAGCUAUGGAGAAUCAAUUGACUGACGGAGCUGGACAUAAACCCCAUUUUAGCAUCCGAACUCUUGUCCGUACCUUGAUGUAUGUGACCGAUCAGGCGCAUAUAUACGGAGUUCGUCGUGCUAUAUAUGAAGGUUUCUCCAUGAGCUUUUUAACACUUUUGAGCAAGGAUUCUGAACGUCAAGUUAUCCCUUUACUGGAGAAACAUAUAUUUGGGAAGGUUGGAAAUGCAAGAUCCAUACUUUCUCAGACUCCCAGAGAGUUCAAAGAUGGAGCAGAAUAUGUUCAGUAUAAACACUAUUGGAUGCAAAAGGGUGAUUUCCCACCAGAGUCCCAACCACACUACAUUAUUACCCCCUUUAUCGAAAGGAAUCUUAUGAAUCUCGUCAGAGCCAGUUCAACUCGGCGAUUUCCCAUUCUAUUACAGGGACCAACUUCUUCUGGAAAAACCAGCAUGGUUGAGCAUCUGGCCAAACUCUCUGGAAACCGAUUUGUGAGGAUCAAUAAUCAUGAACACACGGAUCUUCAGGAAUAUCUAGGUUCUUAUGCUACUUCUGAAGAUGGCACUUUAAAGUACCAGGAUGGCGUCCUUGUCGAGGCUUUGAAAAGAGGAUACUGGAUUGUGCUUGAUGAGCUUAAUCUUGCACCAACCGAUGUUCUCGAGGCUCUAAAUCGUCUACUUGAUGACAACAGGGAGCUUUUCAUCCCCGAAACACAAGAAGUAGUCCGCCCACACCCCAACUUCAUGUUAUUUGCUACUCAAAACCCCGCGGGUCUCUAUGGAGGAAGGAAGGUGUUGUCUCGUGCAUUCAGGAAUCGAUUUCUUGAAUUGCAUUUUGAUGAUAUACCCGAAGAUGAACUCGAGUUUAUAUUGAAGGAACGUUCACAAAUCCCACCGUCAUUCUGCACCCGGAUAGUCUCUGUAUAUCGACAGCUGUCUAUCCUACGUCAAUCAAACCGACUCUUUGAACAGAGAAACAGUUUUGCGACACUUCGUGAUCUCUUCAGGUGGGCUAUGAGACGCGCAGAUGACCGAGAACAACUGGCUGUGCAUGGCUUUAUGCUCCUUGCUGAAAGAGUAAGGAAUCGCCAGGAGAGGAGCGCUGUGAAAAAGGUGAUAGAGAAAGUCAUGGGUGUGAAACUGGAUGAAAAUGAAAUAUACAGUAAAUCCGCCGUUGAAACACGACUGAAGCAUUUAUCCGCGGCAGUUCCAUCCAAUAUCGUUUGGACACCUGCUAUGAGGAGGCUCUUCAUCCUUGUGUCCGAAGCUGUUGAGCAUAACGAGCCUGUUCUUCUAGUCGGAGAAACUGGGUGUGGUAAAACUCAGAUAUGCCAGGCUAUUGCAGAAGUCUAUGGCAAAGAGCUAUUCAUUGUCAAUGCCCACGUCAAUCUGGAAACAGGAGAUCUUAUUGGUUCCCAGCGACCUAUAAGGAAUCGCUCCUCAAUCAUUCAUCAGCUUGAGAGAGAUAUAACUUUGGCCUUAGAACAAGCCCACCAGAUACAUACCGGGCCUUUUUCAUCCCUUGAAGACCUCAAGAAUGCAUUUUAUGCCGUUGAAAAGUUGUCUUCCGGCCAUUGUGACCCAGAUCUUAUUCACAAAAUUAAGACCAACAUAACAAGAGCAAACUCCCUUUUUGAAUGGUCUGACGGGAGUUUAGUCACAGCCAUGAAAACGGGACAGCAUUUUCUCCUUGAUGAAUUAUCUCUCGCAGACGAUUCUGUCCUUGAGCGGCUUAACAGCGUACUUGAAACUACAAGGACUGUGCUGCUGGCCGAGAAAGGCCCCGUUGACUCUCUUGUUACUGCUACUGAUGGCUUUCAAUUCCUUGGUACUAUGAACCCUGGAGGUGAUUAUGGAAAACGAGAGCUUUCUGCUGCAUUGAGGAAUCGAUUGACAGAGAUUUGGGUUCCAGAACUUCUAGAGGAUGAUGACAUAUUGCCAAUCUUGGAAGCGAACGUCAAACCAUCUCUGCGUAAUGUACCUCAAGGGAUGGUAUCUUUUGCAAAAUGGUUCAAGGAUAAGUUCCGAGGUUCGGCACAAUCCUCGAUAUCGGUCCGUGACUUACUGGCCUGGGCACAAUUUAUCAACUCUUGUACUCAACUAGAUGACCAAUCUGCUGUUAUACACGGGGCCUGUCUGGUCUAUAUUGAUGGCCUUGGCGCAAAUCCAUCUGCAUUGCUAGCAUCUACCUCUGGUGACCUUGAAAGGGAUAGACAAUCAUCCUUGGAGAAACUUGGGGAGCUAUUCUCGGUUGAUGCUCUGUCAAUAUAUAGUCAGAACUCCAGUAUGCAACUGGACGGGCAUACUUUGAAAAUUGGUCAAUUCUCAUUGCCUCUUGGAACUAACUCGAACCCAGAUUCCAAGUUUGCACUUGAUGCACCUACAACUUUACGCAACACAAUCCGUGUCGCCCGUGGCCUCCAAUCGAGCAAACCUAUUCUGUUGGAAGGAAGCCCUGGAGUUGGGAAGACCACACUUGUUGCAGCGCUAGCACAGAUUAUUGGGGUUCCACUUACUCGAAUAAAUUUGUCGGAGCAGACUGAUUUAACGGAUCUGUUUGGAUCAGAUAUACCCGUCGAUGGAGGUGACAUAGGUAGCUUUGCAUGGAGCGAUGCACCAUUUUUGCGUGCAAUGCAACACGGUGGAUGGGUUUUAUUAGAUGAAAUGAACCUAGCCUCACAAUCUGUGCUUGAAGGACUGAAUUCUUGUUUAGAUCACCGGCAGCAAGUUUAUAUUGCUGAACUUGGCCAAACGUUCCAACGGCACCCUGAUUUCGUUCUCUUUGCUGCACAGAAUCCCCAUCAUCAAGGAGGUGGGAGAAAGGGCCUUCCAGCGUCUUUCGUGAAUCGAUUUACUGUUGUUUAUGCGGACUCAUUUACCUCUCAUGACCUGCAAAUUAUUUGUCAGAGGUUAAGCCCCGCGUGUCCGGAAGAUAAAAUCAUCAAACUAGUUGAUUUUGUUACUAUGCUGAAUACGAAGCUACUCACUGAUCGUCGGCUUGGAGCUGUUGGAGCCCCUUGGGAGGUUAACCUUCGGGAUAUCUCUCGCUGGCUCAAACUGCUUACUUCUAGCCCUGCUGAGAUAUCACCUUCGCAAUACCUCGAUGUGGUCAUUUCACACAGGUUCAGGACUGCUCCCGAUAGACUAUCAAUUUCUCAACUAUAUCAUGAUAUAUUCGGAACGGUCCCCGACACGAAAAACUACUUCCACAAUCUCAGCCCUUACUCAUACCAGGUUGGCCUGGGAAAGCUGGACCGCAAUCAACAGUUGUAUGAAUUUUCAGUCAAUGAUUCGAAAGACUUCCCUCGCAGCUUGCAUCUAGUUGAGUCUAUGAUGCUCUGCAUAGAGAAUGCAUGGCCAUGUCUUUUAGUCGGGCCAUCUGGGUGUGGAAAGACUUCUAGCAUAAGACGACUUGCUGCUCUAAGCGGCGCUAAACUUGUUGAGCUUGCUCUGAAUUCUGAUACAGAUGCCAUGGAUCUCAUUGGUGGCUUUGAGCAAAGAGACAGACACCGGCAAUAUCUUUCAUUCGCAAGUGAAUUAAUCAGCCUUUUAAGAUACCAUAUUGUCAUCGCAUUCUCCCAGGCAGAGGAUAGCAGUGCAGCCUUGGGUCCGGAGUUGAUACAGCUAUACGAAAUGACGAUGCACAGCUCUUUCAGUCCACAAGAGCUCUUAGGUCCCCUCUCCAAACUAGCUCAACACCACUCUGACACAAUAUUUCAGGAUAUUCUUGAGCAAUGCAAGCAAAUUUGUGUCGAUGAAGCAGCAGGAGAAACCGGAUUCGAGUGGACUGAGGGUAUUCUGAUCCAUGCUAUGAAACAAGGCAGCUGGGUGGUACUUGAUAACGCCAAUCUUUGCAAUGCCACUGUUUUAGACCGCUUAAAUUCUCUUUUGGAGCCAAAUGGGUGCCUUAUCGUGAAUGAGCGCAAGUCUCCUGAUGGCCUUGCCCAGGUGAUCACACCGCACCCUGAUUUCCGAUUGUUCUUAACAGUUGACCCUCGACAUGGCGAACUGUCUCGAGCUAUGCGAAACAGAUCUGUCGAAAUUUUCUUUCUCAAAGAGGACGAAAUAAACCGGUCUUGUUUGACUGGCACAAGGCACUUGAAUGAAUCUGCCAUAUACCGUAUUCGGGAGUGUCACAAUUUGGUUUGUGUCCCUAAGCCCCUUGAGAGCGAUUCCAAAUCUCUUGAGGUUGGCCUUGAUCAUCUAUCGCCACAGGACGUGGCUUGUCUUCAACACUCUAUCAAGCGAGUCGCCCAGCUGUGGUCUAAGGCCUCCCCUGUGACUCCUGAAAAGGCAGAAUGUUUGGUUGAGAGCUAUAGCACUCUCCUGUGUCGCAAUGCGCUGGUUGGUCGAUUG